This is a messenger RNA of Enterobius vermicularis (human pinworm), 1173 nucleotides long. The record is from the annotation of a GenBank genome assembly. NCBI's taxonomy places the organism in Eukaryota, Metazoa, Nematoda, Chromadorea, Rhabditida, Oxyuridae.
AUGGAAUCGACAGCGUCUCAUCGGAAACGCUACUUUAAGCAUGGUUCACCAUCUUAUGAAGAUCGGAAAGAACGGCACCAUCACAAAUCUUCGCAUAAACGUCGACGUCAUAAAACACGUAGUCGUAGUCCUUCAGGUUCCUUGUCAGCUCACGAUAGGAAGCCUCCUGUUGUUUAUAUGAAUCCAGCUUUCCAGCAGGUUUAUGGAUCGUCCAGUAUAGUUGCUACUCAAGCAGACAUAGAAAUGCGUACAACAUUGAUUGGCCAACUUUCGGCUUACGAACAGCGUAUAAGUUCGCUCGAAUCUGAACUACGAGCUGCACAACUUGCGCGGGGUAGAGCUGAGCAAGUUGUUUACGAAGUCAAUGCUGAGAAGUUACGUGUCGAAUCUCAUAAUUCUGAAAUAGUACAGGUUAUGAAAACUUUGGAAAGAGCGGUCGAAGACCUUCAAAACGAUUUGAAAAGUGCAAGUGAUGAAAGUGGGAGACGGCAGUUAGAGCUUGAAAACGUGGAAAAAAAUCUCGCUUCUUCUCGGGAACAGAAUAGUUUUCUUAGUGAACGUAAUAUGAAACUUGUUAAAAAUUUUUACGUAUGUUUUUGUUGUUAUUUUUUUAUUUUUAGGCGAGAUGAGUCGGCAAGGGAACUCGCAGAAGUGCGACCGCGCAUUGAGGCGCUGCAGGCUGAUCUUCGUUUGAGGGCUGAGGAAAAUCGAAAGCUGAGUGUUGAAAUUCGUAGCUUUGAAGACAAAGAACGAGUAUGGAAAAAAGAGAAGACCGACUUGGAAAAAAGAAUUGAAAUCAAAGAUGCUGUUGCCACUGCAGAAAGAAAAAAUAAUGACGAAUGGAAAAGAAAGCACCUAGCAGAAAAGGCGGAACUUGAAAGGAAAGUCAAAUUAGCAGAACCUGAUAUCAAUAGAGCUCUUGAUGCGGAGUCUAUAAAGAAAGCAAUAGAGGAUGUACGAGCUUUUUAUGAGCAGAAGUUGUCUUAUAUGCUUAACGAGUUGGAAACAUUGAAAAAGAAGAGUUCACUGAAAGAAACGGGUUUUUCUUCCGCUAAUUCUAGUAAUGAGCGGUUGGAACUAGAAAAAAGUGGUCGCUCAGAACUUGAGUACAGAUCUAGCUCAGCACCCCCAGCUUCUAUAUCAAAUGGUCUUCUUUCGUCGUCUGAAAAUUAG